Tachysurus fulvidraco (yellow catfish) is the source of this 1597-nucleotide messenger RNA. Its product is annotated as macrophage mannose receptor 1-like. The transcript has 6 exons. The record is from RefSeq and is a predicted model, not a curated record. Bases 131 to 1093 code for a protein of 320 amino acids. NCBI's taxonomy places the organism in Eukaryota, Metazoa, Chordata, Actinopteri, Siluriformes, Bagridae.
AUUCUGCGUCACACAUGUGGGAAUCUUUCCAGGAUGAAAAAGAACAGGUGCAGGAAACAGAUAAGAUAUUAGAGAGUGAGAUCUACUCGGGAAACAGCAGCCUUCAGAUUUUUACAGCUAUCUGUCCAUCAUGAAGCUGAACCUUUUCCUUCUCCUGGGUCUCACUGGACUGGUCUCAUCUGCUGUAUCUGUCCUGCGAACCUUCCCUCACCAUUAUGACCUGAUAAUGACAGGGGCGACAUGGCCUGUUGCACAGAAUUACUGCAGGGUGACUUACAAUGAUCUGGCAACAGUCGUAAGUGAUACUGAUUGGCUAAGACCAAAGAAAGAAACAGCAAACAAACGUCUGUCAACAAAUGCCUGGGUCGGAUUAUACAAUGAUGUCAAUAGCUGGCGCUGGUCCUUAAACGACCUCCCACUGAAGAAUGUCACUUAUACCUGCUGGAACCCUGGAGAGCCUAAUAAUGGCGAUGGAAACGAAGCAUGUGCUGUAUGUUCCUCUAAUGGAUGGUGGGAUGCACCAUGUACAGGACUAAGACCCUUCAUCUGCUAUAAUGCUAAUUUCAGUGGUGCUGCCCGGUUUAUUGGCAUCACUACACCUCUGUCCUGGCCUCAAGCUCAGGCUUACUGUAGAGAACAUCACACAGAUUUGGCCAGCGCUCUUAACAGUUCAGACCAAAACAUGUUAUGGCAGGUGUGGAACAUCCAGGGUGUUUCCUGGUUUGGGCUCUACAGAGACACAUGGAAGUGGUCUGAUGGAACCAUCGCUUCAAACCUACCAUGGGCUCCUGGAUACCCUAAUAAUUAUUAUGGCAAUUCGAACUGUGCAGUGGUUAAUAACGGACUGUUAUAUGAUUUGCCCUGCAACUACGUGUACUGUUUUUUCUGUCAUUCCAUUUACACUAUGUGGAGUCAGACAGUGAGACUGCAGGUGAAGUCUGAUGGCAGUGUGCUUGAUCCUGCUGUUCAGUCGUCCAUUUUAGAGCAGAUGAAGCAGAAACUGAAUGAACAUGGCAUGUUGGAGAACACCACAGUGACCUGGAGGGUGCAGCCAGAUGGAAACAUCUUCAAGAAAGAAAAAGAUGAUCUGUAACAUCUAAAUGUUCACCUUCAAGUCCAGCAGAUUGUAAACUGACUGAAAUGUAUUUAACCUUCAAUAUUUAAGCUUUAAUCAGUAGGGGGCGGUAGAGGACAAGAUUAACUAGAAGUAGAAGAACAAACAUCUCAUUUUAUUGCUCUGUUUGUGACACAACCACUUUGACUUCAUCUUAAAUUUAACAUUAGUUUCAAUGUUUUGUCAAAUAAUUAUUAUUUAAUAUGUUCAGCUUUUGCUGCAAGCUGCCACUGGACACAGUGAUAAGGAGAAAGUCAAAGAGGGUCUGUUCAUAUACUGGGUUUAAUACAUCAGUGUGUCGUAGUAAAGAAUAAAUCCUAUAUAGAAGAGAGAGAAUGUAACAGAACCUGUAAAUACACUGUGUGUACUUGGAACAGUCAGAUAGAAUGACCUUGACACUAUUACUGACCUUUUAUUCCUCUCUCUAUUUAUAUAUAUUUACUUAUUUUGUUGUCUUUUAUUCUAAUAUCUGUACUAAUGGGC